Molecule: messenger RNA, 1739 nt
Organism: Thermothielavioides terrestris NRRL 8126
Lineage: Eukaryota; Fungi; Ascomycota; Sordariomycetes; Sordariales; Chaetomiaceae
Exons: 3
Coding region: 1-1203 (400 amino acids)
Biological process (GO): signal transduction
Cellular component (GO): cytoplasm
Source: RefSeq, a predicted model, not a curated record
AUGCUCUGCGCCAUCAUCCGCACGCCUACCACCUUCACAUCCGAGCCGCAAUCCUCCUCUGGGCCGUCCUUUUCCCAGCUCCUGGUGUUGAAGACUAAGGCGGUCCAACCGAUUUUCAGCAUAUCCCACGCCCGCCGGUCUCGAACUAUCCAUGCGCCACUGAUGCAGCGCCGAAGCAAACCGACCGGCAUUCGCUCGUUUACUGCUCUUUGGGAGGAACUAGGUUCAUCACGCAACCUGAGCGCGUCGUUCCGCCGCGAGACCAUCGGCGACCACCAGGCAGGAGCCGUCUUCAUGGCUUCCUCAGAGGUUGACCAGAAGUUUCUCGGCAAGCUUGCCAAGGCCGUGGAGAACGACAACCCACUGCUCGCCUCCGUCUUGUUCCGCAUUCUCGGGCUUUCCAUCAACCUCUCCGCCCAACUAAUCAAAGCCCGAAAGCAGCGCCGCCAAGAUGCGGCUCAGGCGGCAGCCGCCUUGGACCUGACGUGCCACAUCAUCUGGCUGUCGCGCGAAGGGCUGGUCUUACUCCAACAAUACGUUUUGCCCAUGGUUGGCAACUAUGUCGAGUUGAAGGUGCUGGCAUACAAGCUGCGUGCCUCUUUUUACCACAUCUUUGUCCUCUUCCACAACACUCCGCCUGUUUCUACCAUGGGCGUCUACACUCCGGAGAGCCAGGCAUCGUCAACGGUCCCGGGCUUACCGCCGUCGCGCGUCGACAAAGGCAAAGGCAUCGCGAGGGACGACCAAGAAGCGGACCAAGCCGGGAACCCGCCCACGGGCGGACCGGUAGCCCCUCCCCCAGGGUUCGGCCCAGCACCGCCCACCGCCUUCCUCCUGAAGCCCGGCAAUUAUCUCCCGGAAGCGCACCAAUACUUUCGGGAAGCCGUCCAGCUGGCGGAGCAGUUAUUAUGGGGGUCGCAUUCGCUCCGCCUAUCGGUCAAGACCGAGUACGCCGCCUUUCUCUACGAGUGCAUCCACGACGCCGAGGGCAGCCGAAAGCUGGCGAAAGAUACCAUCGCUGAGGUCUACGAGGCCACCGAGGGUAUCGACAACGAUAUGUUCAACGACGCCUGCGAGCUCGUCACGGUGCUAGGGAAGAUGAUGAAGCGGGGCCUCGGCAAGGCGCAGGGCUCGAGUUCCGGCACCCAAGGAACGCCGCGGGCUGAGCAGGGGGAGGGAAGUGCGCCGCCGGGGAUGAUAUAGCUGCCCCCGCCUUGAGGACCGCCUUUGGUCCCUCUCCAUUGAACCUCCGGGGCAUGUCGAGGAGUAUAUUCUCGACAUAAUCAUCCCUUUCCGCGUCCGGCCUGCUACAUUCACCACACCCUCCCGGUCAACGCCGGGGCCGAUUCGACCCCUCCGUCCAAGGCGUGCGCGGCAUGCCGACUCCACAAACACAACACUUCGAUCUCCGAGGAUCAGUAUUCAUGUACGUGUACAUAGCGGGGCACAUUGGCGCUUGCGGUUUCUUCGUUCGUCACUUUAAUCUUUGCAUGCUGCUGUUUCCGCCUUGCUCGUCUUCUUCAUGAUACCCGGAGCGUCAACAGCAGGCGGCGGUGGUGUCUCUCUGGCUUGGACUGUAAUUUAUUUUGGGGCGGUGCAUUUAUUCUGGCCCUAGCUGCUCGUCUUUUUGGGGCCAUGGUGGGCAACGCGGCGCCUUUGGCAAUGCUACUUCAGAGAGACACAAGCAGGACGGGAGGAUGCUGUGCAUUUGGAGCGGAGCAAGUACCUGUCUCCUUUCG